UAUAUUGUGCUUGCAAUAAUGCCCAACCGAGUUUGCGCUUGGAGGAAGUUUGAUGCUGCUGCAUUCAUCUGAAGGUGCGGCGCCUAGGUACUUCACCAUGGCACUUUAUUUGGAAAAUUCGUGGUCAAACACCAUGAAAAUAGCAAUCAACAAAAGUCAAUUAAUUGCUUUUCAGAUGUCACGAUUUCAUCGCAUAUGAUUUGAUGGAAAGUCGCAUCUGAGAUUCGGAGAGAUUCGCACUGCACUCACUGCCUUGGCACAAUCUCUCCCACUGGCACUCACAUCGUGAUCCACCGCCGUCCUGGCAUCCCUUGCUGGGUCCGCAGUCAUAAGUGAGGCUGGCCGGUAAGUGAAGUGUGUUGCUGGCACAUAUCACAGAUGCGACUCCACUUCUCUCCAAGGUCCGUCCAACCAAGACUCCCCCAAUCUAAACUCCCCCCCAAUUCACCUUCAACCUGUUUCGUUUGCUGGGAAUUGGCGAGGGUUCCCAUCUUGAUAAUAACCGACCAUCCGCCCCCAUCUCGAAUCUUUCUUUUCUAAUCUUUCAGAUUCGUCUCAUCGUACUUGUACAUACAUAACGUACUACGGACAUCCAUUCAUUCGUUAAAACAACAUCGAGAGAGGCGAUUAAUACUACUAGUAAUCAGAAAUACACAUACAAACAACAACAUGCGCUUCAGUACACUGAUAGCCGCCUUUAUGGUUGGCGCUGUCACGGCAGCACCUCCAUCCGCAACUCUUCAAAAACGGGGUGUGGCUUUCAAUUGGGGUAAAGACAAAGUGAGAGGUCUGAAUAUUGGAGGUUGGCUUCUACUCGAACCAUGGAUCAGUAAGAAUCCCUCACCUUCGCAAAAAUUGAUAGUUACUAACAAACUUCCCAGCUCCAUCAAUCUUCCAAAAACUCGAUCAAUCCCUCAACAUCGUCGACGAGAUGACAUUAACCGGCAAACUGGGUAAAGACAAAGCCCUCGAGAUCCUCAGACCCCAUUGGGACACCUUCUGCACCUUCAAGGACUUCAAAAAGAUUGCCGAUGCCGGCUUCAACAUGGUCCGUCUCCCAGUCGGAUACUGGGCCUACCUGGACGUAGGAGAAACCUACACCACGGGCCAAGCACCCUACGUCGACGCCGCCAUCGACUGGGCGCGCGCAACGGGCUUGAAAAUCGUCAUUGACCUCCACGGCGCGCCCAAAUCGCAGAACGGCUUCGACAACAGCGGUCAACGGAUCAAGACCCCAGGGUUCCAGCAGGGCGAUUCGGUCGCGCAGACGCUGCAGGUUCUGGAUAUGAUUUCGAAGAAGUAUGCUCAGCCUGCGUAUCAGGAUGUCGUUAUUGCCAUCCAGCUCCUCAAUGAACCUCUGGGGUCGGCGCUGGAUAUGAAGAAUCUGGAGGAUUUUUAUAGGAAGGGGUUUGAGCAGGUGAGGAAUGUUAGUGAUACGCCUGUCAUGUUCCAUGAUGCGUUUAUCCAACCGAAACUUUGGAAUGGAUUCCUCUCCGUGUCGGAUAAGAAUGCUCAGCAUGGUAAGUUCUUUCCUAUCCCAACAGUUUCUCUUUGAGAAAGAGAAAAAGAAUGGAAUCUGAUAUAUAAACAGUCAUCGUCGACCACCACGAAUACCAAAUCUUCAACAACGACCUCGUCGCCCUCCAACCCUGGGAACACCGCCAACACGUCUGCAACAACGCCGCCUCCUACGCCUCCGGAGCCGACAAAUGGACCAUCGUCGGCGAAUGGACAGCCGCCAUGACGGACUGCGCGCCCGCCCUGAACGGGUACGGUAUUGGCGCACGCUACGACGGGUCCUUCCCCGACUCCAAGUUCGUGGGUUCCUGCAAGGGGAAGAACAAUAUCCUCGAGUGGGAUGCCACAUUUAAGGGCGAUAUGAGGGGGUAUCUGGAGGCCCAGCUUAGUACGUUUGAGUCGCAUACUCAAGGGUGGGUUUUCUGGAAUUUCAAGACGGAGAGUGCGCAUGAGUGGGAUGCGUUUGCGUUGCUUGAUAAUGGGGUGUUCCCGCAGCCGUUGACGAAGUAUGAGUUUAAUGCUAUUUGCUCUAUCUGAGAGGAUUUGGCUUGGGAAUGGAUGGAUGGUCUGUUGAGUGGACCUUUUUGAGGGGAUGUAUAUUAUGGUGGUGCUGAUGGUGGUGGUGCUUCAUUUCGUGCUGGCAUUCUUUGGCAACUUUUUCUUUUUUUGUUCAUGGGGAUGAAGGGGUUUGAUGAUUUAUUGAAUGAGUAAUUGGGAUGGAUUUGAGGUUUGGGGGAUUAAAUGCGGGUUUACGGGGCUUGGAUUGCGAUGCUUACAGCAAUAAGAAAGAAAGAAAGAAGUGAGAAGAAACGGUUGAUAGAGGGGGGGAUUUGAUGGAAGGGAGGAUUCACAUAUACCCAUGGGAGACAGAUGAGACUGAGAGUUCUUACAUAAGUACAUAAGUACAUAUGUACAUUGAGCGAAGAUACCUUGAUUGAUCGAUAGAUAGAGAGAUAGUCUUUAAAUUAAUU
Molecule: messenger RNA, 2489 nt
Organism: Hymenoscyphus albidus
Lineage: Eukaryota; Fungi; Ascomycota; Leotiomycetes; Helotiales; Helotiaceae
Source: the annotation of a GenBank genome assembly